CCCCACAAAUUUAACUUGCAAUUGAAAAGACUUUACUUUGACAUCAAGGAAGGUUUUAAUGAAAAAAAGCAUAUAUUGCUUAUUGAGCACCCACAAUGUGUCAGACUCUGUUUUGAGGCCCAGGAGAAUCUUGUCUUCUUUUGAGCCUACGCUAUGAGUUGGAUAUUCCUCAGAGACCUCCUAAGUGGAGUAAAUAAACACUCAACUGGGAUUGGGCGGAUUUGGCUGGCUGUUGUGUUCAUCUUCCGUUUGCUGGUCUACAUGGUGGCAGCAGAGCAUGUGUGGAAAGAUGAGCAGAAAGAGUUUGAGUGCAACAUUAGACAGCCUGGUUGUGAAAACGUGUGUUUUGACUACUUCUUCCCCAUCUCCCAGGUCAGACUUUGGGCCUUACAACUGAUCAUGGUCUCCAUGCCUUCACUUCUGGUGGUUCUACAGGUAGCCUAUCGUGAGGGUAGAGAGAAAAGGCACAGAAAGAAACUAUAUAUUGGCCUAGGUACGAUGGAUGGGGGCCUGUGGUACACUUACCUUAUCAGCCUCAUUGUUAAACUUGGUUUUGAAAUUGGCUUCUUGGUUUUAUUUUACAAGCUGUAUGAUGGCUUCAGUGUUCCUUACCUUAUGAAGUGUGCUCUGAAGCCUUGUCCCAACACUGUGGACUGCUUCAUGUCCAGACCCACCGAGAAAACCAUCUUCAUCCUCUUCAUGGUGGUUACCUCAUGCCUGUGUAUUGUGUUGAAUUUCACUGAACUGAGCUUUUUGAUUCUCAAGCGCCUUCUUAAGUGCUGUCUCGAAAAAUACUCUAAAAGACCCAAGUUCUCAGUGUGUGAGUGCCCCAACCUCAGAUAUGUUGAAUGUGGUGAGGUAGGGGCCCCUCCGCUACUCCAGAAUCACCAUUCAGCCUCUGCCAUAAGCACAACUCGGGAAAAUGAAACAAAGCUACUUUGCAACACACUAGAAGGUUAAACAAAGAAAACCUGCAUCCAUCCUAAGCAAGAACUAGGCUGGGAUGGGAAACAAAGGGUAUCAGCCUUCAUGUAAUUUGGGAGGAAUUAAUAAAAUUUUCAGUAUGU
Myotis daubentonii (Daubenton's bat) is the source of this 1067-nucleotide messenger RNA. RefSeq names its product gap junction protein beta 7 (gene GJB7). The record is from RefSeq and is a predicted model, not a curated record. Gene Ontology annotation, cellular component: connexin complex. Bases 154 to 960 code for a protein of 268 amino acids. Gene Ontology annotation, molecular function: gap junction channel activity. The transcript is spliced from 2 exons. Lineage: Eukaryota; Metazoa; Chordata; Mammalia; Chiroptera; Vespertilionidae. Gene Ontology annotation, biological process: cell-cell signaling.